Molecule: messenger RNA, 969 nt
Organism: Fusarium verticillioides 7600
Lineage: Eukaryota; Fungi; Ascomycota; Sordariomycetes; Hypocreales; Nectriaceae
Exons: 3
Coding region: 252-713 (153 amino acids)
Source: RefSeq, a predicted model, not a curated record
CUUGCGUCAUGAGGCUAAAAAAAGUGGCAUGUCAUUCUAAAAUUUUUAAUAUGGAAAUGUUGGGAAAUCAGUCGUUGGGAAGCAGCGGUGCAUUUUUUCGCCCGUGUCUUAUGACCCUUUUACGUAUUCUACGUCAGCCUAUUUUGCCUCUGUGAAAUCCAUAAAGAGGCGUGAUGGCAUCACGACCUUGACUGGCCUUGCUGAAGGUCAACUAUGCUUUGUUACUUCUCUUAUCAGCCCUAUUAAUAAACAUGGAAUCGGAUGGCGAUCUCAAAACCGCUAUUUCUCAGCCACAGAAGCCACCCAGAUUCCGGAAUCUCGGUCUAGCUCUGCGCGCAUUAACACUUUGUGUUACGAUCUCGGGCAUCGUCGUUGCAGCUAUCGCUUCAUCGAGGAACGCUGAGGCUAUUGGAAUACUAGGUCCUGCAUUCAUCGCCGCUCUCUGCUGGUCAUUGAUAGAACUCGUCUGCUCGGUGACCAAGACCCUUCCGACCAUCCGCCCGUCGUUCAGCCUCGUCAUACAUUGCCUCAUCACCCUUGGAUCGAUUGCUUGCCUUGCUUGCUUCGGAUGGUAUCGAGAUUGGUGGCCUGGCGGUAGUGCUCUUGAUGACGAUACUGAAGGCUCAGAGCCUCUCUUCCUUGCCGCACUGGUCCUUGCCUGUGUGUCGACAGUCUCUGAAAUCAGCCUCUGUAUCAUUGGCUUUAUCGAGUGACUUGCUCAAGAUGUCCCCCACGUACGAGACGGACGAACGAUGAUGUAAUGAUAAAUGUUGGAGCUUGGAUGUAAUGAAUUACUGACGAAUCGGCAUCAAUGGAGUAUGGUUGAUAUCCUUCAGGGGUUUUGUCAAGAUACCAAGAAUAAACGCCUGGGGCCCUGGAAUGUUGGAAAAUUGUAUUUAUUUCCUUGAUAUAUUUAUUUAGAUUAUCAACACUGGACUCAUCCUUUAAUAUUUUUCUUUGUCUACCACA